GAAAGAAUUAUCUUCUUCAAUUCAUUCGUGUUAAUCAAGAAUGGGUAAGGGUAAACCUUGUGGUAUUCGUGCUGCUCGCAAGCUUCGCGUGGUCCGUCGCCAGGAGCGUUGGGCCGAUAAGAAGUACAAGAAGGGACACAACAUCUCUUCUAUUAAGGCCAAUGUGCUCGGAGGAGCUACCAUGGCCAAGGGAAUUGUCCUCGAGAAGGUGGGAGUGGAGGCUAAGCAGCCCAACUCUGCCAUUCGUAAGUGCGUGCGUGUGCAGCUGAUCAAGAACGGCAAGAAGAUCACCGCUUUCGUUCCUCGCGAUGGUUGCUUGAACUACGUGGAUGAGAACGACGAGGUGCUGAUUGCUGGAUUCGGUCGUUCUGGACACGCCGUGGGAGAUAUUCCCGGAGUGCGUUUCAAGGUGGUGUGCGUGUCGAAGACCUCCUUGCUCGCUCUGUUCCGCCAGAAGAAGGAGAAGCCUCAUAGUUAACCUGGUUGGUGCUCUUAUGAAGAAGAAGAUAUGACG
Molecule: messenger RNA, 514 nt
Organism: Blastocystis hominis
Lineage: Eukaryota; Bigyra; Opalinata; Blastocystidae
Exons: 4
Coding region: 41-478 (145 amino acids)
Biological process (GO): translation
Cellular component (GO): ribosome; cytosolic small ribosomal subunit
Molecular function (GO): structural constituent of ribosome
Source: RefSeq, a predicted model, not a curated record